Messenger RNA from Beauveria bassiana ARSEF 2860, 1200 nucleotides. RefSeq names its product tyrosyl-DNA phosphodiesterase. Gene Ontology annotation, molecular function: single-stranded DNA binding; double-stranded DNA binding; 3'-tyrosyl-DNA phosphodiesterase activity. Gene Ontology annotation, biological process: double-strand break repair; single strand break repair. Lineage: Eukaryota; Fungi; Ascomycota; Sordariomycetes; Hypocreales; Cordycipitaceae. The record is from RefSeq and is a predicted model, not a curated record. The transcript is spliced from 2 exons. Bases 1 to 1200 code for a protein of 399 amino acids. Gene Ontology annotation, cellular component: nucleus.
AUGGACGGCCGAAACAAACGGCCACUCGAGGCAAGGUCUCCAGACGGACUCAAAUCUCUCUCACGCUCAAUCAGUCCACCCAGAUCAAAGAAGCAGAAGGGCACUGAAAUUUUCCCUUCCCCGUUUCGUCUUACCUGGGUUCGAGAUCUCGAAGAGGAGAACAAUAAGGAUGCCGUCACCCUUUCCGACUUGCUGGGCGACCCAUUGAUCAGCGAGUGCUGGAGUUUUAACUAUUUGCACAGCAUUUCUUUUCUAAUGGAUGCAUUCGACCGUGAUAUUAGACCACAUGUAAAGGUUCAUAUUGUUCAUGGCUUCUGGAAGAGGGAAGAUGGAAAUCGCAUCGGCCUGGUUGAACAAGCGGCACUGUUUCCCAAUGUAAACUUACACGCCGCGCCUAUGCCAGAAAUGUUUGGCACUCAUCACUCUAAGAUGCUGAUACUCUUCCGCCGGGACGACACAACUCAGGUGAUUAUACACACAGCCAACAUGAUAGCCAAAGACUGGACCAACAUGACGAAUGCGGUGUGGACAUCACCAGUACUUUCGAAGCUGAAGAAAGUACCAGAUGAUCCGUCAUGGCGGGAAGAUAUGGCACAAGGCAGUGGACACCGGUUCAAGUCUGAUUUACUUAGCUAUCUCCGAUGCUACGACAGGAUGCGGCCAACAUGUAACGCGCUGGUGGAGAGCUUGAAGGAAUACGACUUUUCUUCGGUAAGAGGAAGCCUAAUUGCCAGUGUUCCGGGAACACAUGAAGUACAUGGGGACCCCGGUGUCACAUCUUGGGGCUGGAAAAGCAUGAGCAAAUGUCUGCAGCAGAUACCUUGUGAGCCAGGGGUUUCGCAAGUGGCCGUGCAAGUAUCUUCUAUUGCGACGCUGGGCGGAAACGAUGGGUGGCUGCGCGGGACUCUCUUCAGGGCACUUUCGAAGGGCAAAGUAGCCACGGCGCUGUCACCACAGUUCAAGGUAGUCUUCCCUACGGCUGAUGAAAUACGGGCCUCGCUGGACGGGUACGCAUCGGGAGGAUCGAUUCACACCAAGAUACAAAGUAAACAACAGCAGAUGCAGCUCAAUUAUCUUCGGCCAAUUUUUCAUCACUGGAUGACAGACGAUGACUCAAGGACUGGUAAGCAAAAGCAGCGACUGUCAUCGAUGUUGCUGGACAUGUGCUCACGCUCUAUUUACUUGACCAACAGCAGGUGA